Quercus lobata is the source of this 663-nucleotide messenger RNA. Its product is annotated as proline-rich family protein. The transcript has 3 exons. Lineage: Eukaryota; Viridiplantae; Streptophyta; Magnoliopsida; Fagales; Fagaceae. Bases 52 to 423 code for a protein of 123 amino acids. The record is from RefSeq and is a predicted model, not a curated record.
AAUACCAAUAUAUGUUUCUCCACCAAAAAACCUCCUCUUGAAAGCCCGAAAAUGAGUUACCAGAGAGCUCCCCAAGAACCGUAUCCUCCCCCAGGGUACGGAUAUCCAUAUCCUCCACCACCGCCACAGGGAUACCCAUCAGCGCCACCGUACGAUGGGUACCCCCCACCACCACCAGCGAACCCACCGCCAGGAUAUCCAGGGUACCCACCUCCGCAGCCUCCGACGUACGAGGGGUACCAAGGUUAUUUCGCACAAGGGUACCAGCAUCCUCCACCACCGCCGCCGCCACAACAAUAUCAACAAUACCACUGUGAGCAUCACCACUACGAUGAUCAGCCCGGCUGUCUCUCUUUCUUACGUGGCUGUUUGGCUGCGCUUUGCUGCUGUUGUCUGUUGGAGGAGUGCUGCUUUUUUCUUUGAUGACACAGUGAAUGGUUUGUUUCUUAAGUUGGGCUGCACAUUGUUGUUGCUUGCUAGAUUCUACAUAAUCUGUGUGGGGGUUCUGGUAAUUCUAUUUUUUUUUCCCCUCUUAUCUGGAUUUUAAGAGGUUCUAUGAUGUGCUUUAUGGGGUUCUAUGUCCAUGUAAUUUAAUCGCAUUUCCUGGAAUUUGAGAACAGGUUCUAUUAUAAGUGAUACGGUUCUGAUUCCAUUGUGAUUUUA